AUGCUACACUACGGGUUUUUAUGCUUAAUUAUAUCACAUUCGUUGAUAAGUGCUCAAAACGAAAUUCCGGCUCAAGCUGUCACAUUGCUGGAUAGGAAGUCAUAUGUUGAAUAUAAAUUUAUUGAAUGGAAUUAUGCAGAUGAUGGACCACAGUUGAACUUACCAAUACGUUUUCGUACCCGAUCAAUCGAUGGACGUCUGAUAACGUUAUCAGCACAAGGACUUGAAGGGAACAUAUUCACUUUGUCUGCUUAUGUUGAUAAUGCAGCGGUUGCUGUUGAUUUAAUUAACAGUCAAGAGAAGCUUAUCAGGAAAAUAAGGAAGCAAUUACCCGGUGUAAAUAAUGGCAUAGAAUAUUCGAUGUCAAUUCAAUUAAAUUUGGAAAGGAAAAUAUUAAAACUGAUUUAUGGUGAAGGAAUGAUGGAUACGUAUGAGUUUAAUGAUGAUGUCAAAAUUGAAAAUCGUAUGCAACUAGAAAUUAUAAUCGGAAAUAACGAUGGACUAAAUAGUAUAAUUGGUUGUGUUACAAUCGUUGGUUUAACAGUUGGUAAUCGCUUUGUGUUUGAAUUGGAAGAAAAUAAACGCUCGGCGAUGAUUAGAGAUAAUUGCGAUACGCUUUGUACAAAUGAACUGUGCAAUAAAGGUAAAUGCAUUGAUUUAUUUUAUAGAACUGUAUGCGAUUGCCGUGGUACUUAUCAAUCAGGAAAGCAAUGUAAUGAAGCAAUGAAAACAAUCAAUGUAUCCUGGGAUCAAUAUAUCUCAUAUAAGAUGGAUGAUAGUGGUUCACAACCAACUGUCAUAUCAAUUGAUUUUAAGACUGAUGUAAAUGAAGGCUUAAUAAUUCAUGGAACAAUUUUAUCACUUGAAACUAACAAACCAAUUGGUAAACUAAAAUUAGCACUUAUUUAUGGACAGUUACGAUUAACAAUUGCUAAUCUUGCCGAAAUCAGUUUUGAUAAUGUUACUCUCAAUAGUGAUAGAUUUAAUCAAAUUUUACUGGAAUUCGAAUACAAUAUUAAUAUGGUUCAUAUGACUUUUAAUGGUAAUGCAAAAUCAACAAGUUUGAGGGCAGAUGAUAAAGAUUAUCAUAUCAGAUUUGAUAACGAAUUAUUCUUCUGUGCCGGUGAUAUUGAGGUUGGCUUGUCUGGAUGUUUACGUGGAAUUUACGUUGAUUAUUUUGACGUAAUCGAUGGGUAUGCUAAAGGUUCACCAAAGGUAAAUGCAAAUGCAGAAUUGAAGAAUUGUGAUAGAAAUGGUUCCAUUAUCGUGAAAGAAUCAGAAAUUAAAAUUUUACAUGCUAUGGAAGCAAAAUUACUGGAUGGAAUUAUGGAUGGACAGGUUGACGAUGAUAAACAUGAUGAAUUUAAAGGCGAUAUUCUAUGGAAAGUUACAGAGUUACCAACAAAGCAAUUUUGUGAAAAUGACGAAGCUGUAAAUUGUAAAAAUUCUAUCGAAUGUAUAAAAGAAAAUGAUAUACCUAUCUGCAUAUGUCGUAAAGGUUUUACUGGAGCAUCUUGUCAAUUUUCACUUCUACCAUGGAAUUGUAAUGAAAUAUUACGUAAUGGUAAUACAAUAUCCGGAAUGUAUAUUAUUGAUCCUGAUGGUUCCGGAUCACUACCGGAAACAUAUGCUUAUUGUGAAAAUGGUAAAACAAUUGUUACACACAAUAUGCCCAAUAAUACGAUAAUUCAUAGCAAAGAUUUGGGUGAUAUUCAUAUGAUAGUUAAUUAUAAAUUAUUCAAUGAUCAACUUUUGCAAAGUUUAAAAAAACAUUCCGAAUUCUGUUCACAAGCAGUGCGGUAUAAUUGUCGUAUGGCACCUUUGAGAUUUGAUCAAAUGAAAACGUGGUUUACAUCAAUCUCAAAUGAAUUCUUUGGCGGUUUUGGCGGAAUUGACGGGACAUGUCCCUGUGAUAACAACAAAUGUUCAAAAUGUAAUUGUGACAAUGGCGGUACCACAAGUGAUUAUGGUUUAAUGACAGGUGAUCAAGUGCCAAUUCGUGGUAUCUAUCGAUUAAGUGACCCAUCAGUUGAUCGAGGCUACAUAACACUUGAUCCAUUGAUUUGUAGUGGAAGUGCUGGUCAAUCUGAUGCAUAUACAAUGACAAUUCGAAAGCAAUUUAAUGUCGCAGAAAUUGGAAAUUGGGAUGGUAAUAUGUUAAGUUUCGAAUUUCGCACUUAUCUUGAAAGCGCUACAUUACUUUCAUCAAAGGAUUCAUUCAUUACGAUUACAAUGUUGGAGCGAACAUUUUAUUUACAAAUUCAUAAUCAAAUUAAUUUAUCACUUAUCCCACAAUCAAGAAAAAAUGAUGGAUACUGGCAUCGAAUUAUCGUUGAUAUUCGUGAUGGAUCAAUACGAUUUUCAGUAGAUGAUACAGUAAUAACAGCAGUAAUUAAGCAUCAUACAUUUAGCAGUACAUACUUAAGUAUUGGUGGUGGCGGUAAUGGAUUUUUGGGUUGUAUUCGUCAAAUACUUUUAAAUGAUACAUUGCACGAAGUGGAUCAAACUUUUCGGGGUAAAUGCACCAAUAAAUGUGAAUCACAUCAUUGUCAACAUGAAAGUGGUUGUGAGGAAGAUUUUGUGACUGAUACAGUACGUUGUGUUUGUAAGAAUGCCAUCGUACAUUCGGGACAUUUAUGCCAAAAUAGUAUUAAUUAUGGAACAGAAGUAAGUUUUCAUGAUUCGAAAGAAGCAUUCCUGAAAGCUGAGAACAUUACUAUUGCAAAAGCAUUGAUGCAACGGAUUAUAUUUAGCUUUCGUACUGAUCAACGUGAUGCUUUACUCAUUUAUCUUCAUGAUCAAUUAUAUAACUUCCUACAGGUGCAUUUAUCCGAUCAUUCACACAUGGUACUAACACUCAAUUUCAAUCGCACAAUUUAUCGUUGUGAAGUUAUUGCUAAAAUUGGAAAUGAAUACAGUCGAAUGAAGUGGAUUCAAGUGAUGAUAUUUCAAUGGACCGAUUCGAUUGAAUUAAAUGUUAAUGAUGAAAUAUGUCAAAUUACUGGUGAACGCAUUCUUUCCAAUAAUUUCAUUAAAAAAUUUGAAGUCACUCAUGAUAUCAAUGAUAUUAUACAACCACCAGUCUCACCAAUAACUGAACAAGGUGUUACCUUCAGUCAUUCAUAUGUUUUAUUAUUUGUUGCUGGUGUACCAACCGAAAUUCAUUUCGGUAAUUUGGAACCGAUUUAUCGAUCGACUAUCCCAAAUUUGCUUGGUUGUAUGCGUGGUUUAAUGAUUGGUGACAAAAUAAUCGAUAUGCGUAAUCAAUAUUAUUGGUCUCAUUAUCCAACUAAACCAGGUAUGAUCAAAUAUGGCUGUGAAUUGGGUUGCCAUCAAAUUGAACAUUUAUGCAAAAAUGGCGGUCAUUGUUCGGUACAAUGGACAAAGACGAAAAAUGCUGAAAAUAUUAUUAGUUGUAAUUGCGCCCGAACAUCCUACUAUGGCGAAUAUUGUGAUAAAGAUAAUGGUGCAUAUUUUGCGGGUAAUUCGAUAUUAGUAUUAAAUACUGCUGAAAUUUUCGAAAAAGCUAUCGUUAACUGGAAUGAAAUUAACGAACAAACAUUCAGUUUUGCAUUUUCUACAACGAAUACGGCAAAAUCAACAAAGCUAACAAAGCCACAAACGCUUGCAGCAAUUCAUUUUAAGCAUAAUAAAAUGUUACAAGUAAUAUUAUGUAAAAAUGGUUCAAUUAAUAUUGCUAUAACAACAACUGAUAUAUCAUUUGUUUACACAUUUUCAUAUAAUUAUAACGAUGGUUAUCGACAUUACUUUCAUGCACAAUUUCAUGCUAAUAAAUCAUUGAAAAUUACGAUUGAUUCAUGGAAAAAUGAUUUUCCAAUACAGUUAGCAGCAGAUUUAUCACUAGCAUAUGCAAUUAAAUUUUCUUUCGGUGGACCAUACAUUACAGAUAUUACAGAUAUGAUAAAUGCUGAUAAGAAAACGAUAAAGUAUAACUAUACUGGUUGUUUAUCAAAUAUUGACAUUGAUGUAAGUGUUCCACGUAUGCGUCUUAAACCAAUCUUAUAUUUGCAUAAACCGGAACUUGAAUUUGCUGAAUCGGUAACAAUUAUUGGUAAUAAAAUUCAAUUGGGUGCAUGUAAUUCAUUUUUAAUUCCUGGAAAUUUGCCACCAAUACUAAACACUGUAACGGCACCAGUUUGGGAUUCACCGUUUAUCACUGAAUCUUAUCAAAGAACAUUUGAUAAUGAUAAGAUUGAUGAUGAUGAAAUGAACGAAUCGGAAUGGUGGAUGGUACCAUUUAUUAUCACUUUAAUUCUACUGAUAAUUUUGGCUGGUAUAUUUUGUUUGUGGAAGCAUAAAGGACUAUUACAUGAGCAAUCACCAAUGCCAUCAUCAAAAGAUCUCGAAAAUAUUGCUCCAUCUAAAGAUCUAGAAAAUUCGCCAUUGCUUCCAGCUGCAAAUAAUCAGAAACCAGCACAUGUGAUCAAAAAUGAUUUUGCUUUACCGGAACCUGAUCAGCAACUCGAUACUAAUAUAUCGACCCGGAAUAUUGUUGAUGAUUUAAAAUUAACAGAAUCAAAAAAUGCUUUAAUUGUUGAAGCGGUAAUUCAACAACAAACAACCAAUUCAAGAGUUUCCAGUAUUGAUGGUGUAAGUGAUAUGACAACCUAUUUUACUGCCAAUACAGAAUUUAAUAUUGAUGAUGAAAGUGAUGAUGAUAAUGAUAAUGAUGAUGAUGAUAAUGAUAAUUGUAAAGACUUAUUAACUCAAAAGAUUGAUGAUGAUGAUGAUGAUAAUGAUGAUAACGAUAAUGAUUGUUCAAAUGAUACAUUGAUCAAUUGUAAGAAUAAUGAUAGUUUAACAACAAAUUAUAGGAAUUUAUAUAAUUUAGGGUAUAAUUUAUCUCAACGAUCGUUAACAUUUAAACGUAGUGAUUCAACAGCUCCACCAGGUUCACCACUUUAUAAACCACCUGAAAUUGGAAGAAGAAGUCUAAAAAUAGUAGCAUCACCUUGUUCACCUGGAUCAUUUAAUAAUUAA
Molecule: messenger RNA, 5001 nt
Organism: Brugia pahangi
Lineage: Eukaryota; Metazoa; Nematoda; Chromadorea; Rhabditida; Onchocercidae
Source: the annotation of a GenBank genome assembly